AUGGCGUCCGACAGAGAUAUCCUCCCAGCUUGGGCUAAGCCUACGCACUACGCGCUCUCCCUCCACGACAUCGAGUUCGGCGGCAAGUUUGGUUACAAGGGCACACUCACUAUAACCACCAAGAUUGACAAGAGCGAUGGCUUCAGUGAUCUCGUUCUCAACGCCCACCAGCUGAAGGUCCACAGCGCCGAGUUGAAGGCUGGCGAUGCCACCAAGUCGGCGAAGGACAUCUCAUACGAUGAGAAGCGCCAGCGCGUUACACUGGACUUCGGGGAGAAGAUAAACUACUCUGGAGAGGCUACUCUGGAAAUCAAGUUCGAGGGCACAAUCAACAAUCUGACGAAGGUCAUGGCAGGUUUCUACCGCUCCAAGUAUACACCCAAGGGUGAAGUCCCGGCAUCUGUCGCAAAAGAUGACGAGUUCCACUACAUGUUCAGCACUCAAUUUGAGUCCUGCGAUGCGCGCCGCGCGUUCCCCUGCUUCGACGAGCCGAACCUAAAGGCAACCUUUGAUGUUGAGAUCGAGGUACCAAAAGACCAAACUGCUCUCAGCAACAUGCCGGAGAAGGAAAUCAAGUCCAGCAAGCGUGACGGCUUCCACACUGUCGUCUUCGAGCGCACACCUAUCAUGUCGACAUACCUUUUGGCGUGGGCCAUUGGCGACUUUGAGUACGUCGAGGCCUUCACUGAGCGCAAGUACAACGGCAAGAAUAUUCCAGUUCGCGUAUACACGACAAAGGGCUUGAAGGAACAGGGUCGCUUUGCGUUGGACAACUGCCACAAGAUUGUCGACUACUUCUCAGAGGUCUUCCAGAUCGACUACCCUCUUCCCAAGGUUGAUCUGCUGGCUGUGCAUGAAUUUUCACACGGCGCUAUGGAGAAUUGGGGUCUCAUCACCUACCGCUAUCGCAACAGGGUCGCAUACGUCGUUGCCCACGAGCUUGCUCAUCAAUGGUUCGGUAACCUUGUCACCAUGGAUUGGUGGAGUGAGUUGUGGCUCAACGAGGGCUUCGCCACUUGGGUCGGCUGGCUUGCCAUUGAUCACUUGUACCCUGACUGGAACGUCUGGGGACAGUUUGUCACUGAUUCCGUUCAACAAGCCUUUGCACUUGAUGCUCUCCGAACUUCUCAUCCCAUUGAAGUACCCGUAUACGAUGGCCUCGAGGUCGAUCAGAUCUUCGACCAUAUCAGCUACCUCAAGGGAAGCUCCGUGAUCCGCAUGUUGAGCGCUCACUUGGGGGAGAAGGUCUUCCUGCAAGGUGUAGCCGACUAUCUUAAGGCCCAUCAGUACUCGAACGCCACCACCAACGACUUGUGGUCGGCGCUUAGCAAGGCUUCUGGUCAGGAUGUAAACAGCUUCAUGGACUUGUGGGUGCGCAAGAUUGGUUUCCCUGUCGUUACUGUUGCCGAGGAGCCUGGCCAGAUUGGCCUGCGCCAAGAGCGCUUCCUUCUUUCUGGCGACGUGAAGCCUGAAGAGGAUCAGACUACAUGGUGGAUCCCACUUGGCCUGCACACUGGUUCCUCUGCCUCGGCUGCCUCGCUGCACAAGACCACAGCCCUGACUCAAAAGGAGGAGACCAUCAGGAACGUUGAAGAUGGGUUCUACCAAAUCAACAAGAACCUCACGGGCUUCUACAGGACUAAUUACCCAGCUGAUCGUCUCAAGAAGCUCGGAGAGGCUCGCUCACAGUUGACCGUCGAGGACAAGAUUGGCCUCGUUGGUGACGCUUAUGCCAACUCAGUCGCUGGCUUCGGAUCAACAGCCGGUCUCCUUGCCUUGGUAGAGCGUUUCUCAGAUGAGUCCGACUACCUGGUCUGGUCCCAGAUCCUCACCAACAUCGGCAACGUCCGAAGCGUCCUCUCUAACAGCGAAGAUGUCAGCGAAGGUCUGAGGAAAUACCACCUCAAGCUCAUCACCCCCGCCGUCGAGAAGGUCGGCUGGGAGUUCAAGGACGGCGAGAGCUUCCUCACGGGCCAGCUGCGCGCCAGCCUCCUCCUCUCCGCCGGCGUAGUCGGCCACCAAGCCACCGUCGACGAGUCCCUCAAGCGCUUCGACGCCUACGUCGCCGGCGACAAAUCCGCCAUCCACCCCUCGCUCCGCCGCGCCAUCUUCGCCACCGCCAUGCGCCAGCGCGGCGAAUCCGCCUUCCGCACCAUCCAGCAGGAAUACCUCUCCACCACCUCCAUCGACGGCAAGGAAAUCUGCCUCCAGUCCAUGGGCCGCGUCCAGUCCCCCGCCCUCGCAAAGGAGUACCUCGACUUCAUCUUCUCGGACAAAGUCGCCAUGCAGGACAAGCACUCCGGCACCAUUGCGCUCGCGAAUAACAGCAAGGUGCGCCCGGAGGUGUGGUAUUUCAUCCGUGAUAACUGGGAUAGCAAGGUGCAUCCGACGCUUAGUGGGAAUUUGGUCGUGCUGGAGCGCUUCUUGCGCUUUGGGCUGAAUAAGUUCGCGGAUGAGAAGGUUGCGGAUGACAUCAAGGCGUUCUUCAAGGGCAAGGACACUCGUGGGUAUGAUAAGGGGCUGGAGGUUAUUGAUGAUACGAUCCGCUCGUAUGCCAAGUAUGCGAAGAGGGAUGAGGCGGUGGUUAGGGAGUGGUUGGGCGCGAAUGGGUACUUGGGUUGA
Parastagonospora nodorum SN15 is the source of this 2622-nucleotide messenger RNA. RefSeq lists its product as hypothetical. The transcript has 7 exons. Gene Ontology annotation, cellular component: cytoplasm. The coding region runs from base 1 to 2622 and encodes 873 amino acids. The record is from RefSeq and is a predicted model, not a curated record. Gene Ontology annotation, molecular function: metalloaminopeptidase activity; peptide binding; zinc ion binding. Gene Ontology annotation, biological process: peptide catabolic process; proteolysis. Lineage: Eukaryota; Fungi; Ascomycota; Dothideomycetes; Pleosporales; Phaeosphaeriaceae.